AUGGCUCUUAGGUUCUUUUCCAUCGCCAUUGUUGUUAUGGCUUUGGCAUCUUCAUUUGCCAAUGCUUCAGAUCCCAAUCCCUUGCAGGAUUUCUGUGUUGCAAUUGAUGAUCCCCACCAUGUUUUGUUCGUGAAUGGAAGGUUUUGCAAGAAUCCGGAUGAUGUCAAUGCUGAUGACUUCCUUUUUCGGGGUCUUAAUAAACCUGGAAACACGUCGAAUCCACUCGGGUCUAAGGUUACGGCUGUGAAUGUUAACAAUUUCCCGGGACUAAAUACUCUUGGCAUUUCAAUAGCUCGUAUUGAUUUUGCACCCUACGGUCUCAACCCUCCCCACACCCACCCUAGAGCAACUGAAGUCCUCGUUGUCUUGGAAGGCACCCUCUACGUUGGGUUCGUUCUUUCUAAUCCACCACCAGGAAUGAAGAAUAAGCUUUUUGCUAAGAUAUUACAUCCCGGAGAUGUUUAUAUAUUCCCACAAGGUCUCAUUCAUUUCCAGUUGAACGUAGGAAAGUCCAACGCCGUUGCAUUUGCUAGUUUAAGCAGUCAAAAUCCAGGAGUGAUUACAAUUGCCAAUGCGGUAUUCGGUUCUGAUCCACCAAUCAGCCUAGAUGUUCUCACCAAAGCAUUCCAAGUUGAUGACAAAGUGAUUAAAUAUCUCCAAUCACGAUUUUGGUAUGAUAACAACUAG
Messenger RNA from Ipomoea triloba (trilobed morning glory), 687 nucleotides. Its product is annotated as germin-like protein subfamily 1 member 16. NCBI's taxonomy places the organism in Eukaryota, Viridiplantae, Streptophyta, Magnoliopsida, Solanales, Convolvulaceae. The record is from RefSeq and is a predicted model, not a curated record. Gene Ontology annotation, cellular component: cell wall. Gene Ontology annotation, molecular function: manganese ion binding. The transcript has 2 exons. The coding region runs from base 1 to 687 and encodes 228 amino acids.